AUGACUUCGGCACACAUCCUCCGGUUUCCCCGGUCAGAGAGCCAAGGUGGCUUCGUCAUCAUCCAAGCUACGCCUAUACGGUCCAAAGCAUUGGAUGUCAAGUUGGUUGGAACUGAUGGCGUCGAGCCCUAUGCCGUUUCCUUGCGUCAAGAUAAUGCCGCUGCACUUCGAGUUAAGAACAGCCCCUGCACAGAGGACGAAUGGAUCUCCAUUCUGACUGCCGUGCUACAACAAGAACCAGUCAGCGACAUCGAGGUGCUCGCCGAUGUCGAAAAUGAAACCGUCCUUACUUUGACUGUCCGGAGAAAGGGGAGGGAGUUUACUCAACGUCUCGGCGCCAUCGAAUUGAGCCACAGCCCGCAUGAGCUGAUUGAGCUAUUCGACUGGUGUGCUCUGUCGGCGCAGGUGGCCAAUGAGGCCAAGGAAGCCCUAGCUUCUGCAACCGCAAAAGCGAACCGGCUUGAAGAAUCUGUCCGUGAGCUCAAAGCACAGCUCGACGGCCUAAUCGCGGCCAAGGAGGCCGACGAGUCGGAACUGCUAGAGAAGUUCCGCGACCUAUUAAACGAGAAGAAGGUCAAGAUCAGACAGCAGCAGAAACUUUUGGCGUCUGCGUCUGUCGAGCCCGACAAACUAGCGCAGGUACAGAGUUCUCAGGCCGCAGGAAAAGGCCAUGCCGCAGCUGAGUCUAGGCCGGCCAAAAGGAAGACCGCCCCCGCCCCCGCCAAUGACGAUAGCUCCUCCGAUGAAGGUUUCGAGAAGAUGGACAUGGAGCAAGCUCCUGAAGAUUCCGAGCAGCAGCGCGACACGACCGAAGACGAGGAUGAGACGGCUAGUGAAGAUGAUGGUGACGAGCCAGCAGCGCCAGCGUCCAAGAAGCAACAUGAGUCUGUGGAAACUUCACAUGCCAAGGGGCAGGCCACAGCCGCUCAAAAGGAAGCACCUCCAAUGAAGAGGGAACUUCCCUUUGCCAAAAAGAGGGCCGCCCCAAAAGCACCACCUCCGCCCGCUGAAAGCGAGACGGAAUCUGAUGACGAGCUUUGA
Messenger RNA from Colletotrichum graminicola M1.001, 1041 nucleotides. RefSeq lists its product as uncharacterized. The transcript has 3 exons. Gene Ontology annotation, cellular component: nucleus. Gene Ontology annotation, biological process: DNA recombination; double-strand break repair. Lineage: Eukaryota; Fungi; Ascomycota; Sordariomycetes; Glomerellales; Glomerellaceae. The record is from RefSeq and is a predicted model, not a curated record. The coding region runs from base 1 to 1041 and encodes 346 amino acids. Gene Ontology annotation, molecular function: DNA binding.